AAAAUAGAUAGAAAGAAUUAAAUAUAUAAACAAAGAAUAAAACUAAAUCUAGAAAAAAAAACAUACAUUUUUCUAAGUAAUCUAACACAAUUCAAACUAAUCAACCAAACAAACAUGUCUGUUCAAUCAUUCUCUACGGUUUGCAAGGAUAUUGCUACCCAAUAGAAAUUUGUAUUCAUGGAUUAGAACAUCUAAUUCUUGGACAGUAAUAAAUAAAUGGUUAACAUUACUUAAUCCGUCUCCAUUAAUAACAUACUCUCCGCCUUCUUAAACAACUGCAUAUUAUUUGUCAAGACAUUAUCUGGAGACCUUAACAUAGGCUGCUAUCCUCACUCCUUCGCUCAACAAGAAGUUAUUCUUCAGUUGAACUAAAUUUCAGGCUAUGACAGCUUAUCAAUUGAAUUUAUUUACCAAAGACUAUCUCCUGAAGAGAUCUAAAAGCUCUAUCCGAGCACCAAUACUCAAAAGGAACAAAAAAAACAAAAAAAUGAAUCAAAAAAAAGCAACAAUAAGAUAUUUAAAGAAUCUCAGGUUGUUGCUGAUGAUGAGAGUAUCAGUGGAUCGUCAACUUGCUGCAACUUCAAAAAAACUAAAACUGAAUCCCUAGCUAAAAAUAAAUAUUUCUAAGAAGAUUUUCUUGCUGAAUUUGAAGCAGAUUAAGAAAUCCACUUAUAAAAAAAAAAAAAAUCGAAUAUUUCUCAUUCAUCUUAAAAUAUUUCUUGUUAAUCAUCACUCUCUGCAGCCUCUAUUGCUAAUUAAAUAAAUUCUACAAUCUAGAAUAAUAAUAUUGAAGAUACUAACAAAUCAAGUCAAUAAUAAUUCUCCAUUCUCAGUCACAGUUUAACUAGAAGCAAAGAAAGAACUAUUGCUUCAGCAAUUAAAAUAGUCUCUUAAUGGAGAGAUUUGUAUGAAAAAUAUAAAGAAGAACGUAUUUUCCGCGACCUACAAGAAAUAGCUGAAGAAAUUGGACUCUCUAAAAAAGUGUUAGACUACUACUUCUUAGAACUCCGCACAGCUGAAUUCUUUGGGUUUGACUUUGACUCCAAUCUCGAAUAAAAAUUUGGAAAAAUCCGUAAAUUUAAUAACUCUCACAAGCAAUAAUUCAUAUAAUAAAACAAUAAUAAAAAAAUUCCAAUCAAUGGAAAUUUCAAUUACAGAAUGAAUAAUUAAUUAUCAAACAAAUAAAGUGUAUCUUGUAUAUAAAAACCUUUCAAAAUUACAAAUAUUAAUCAUAAAAAUCUUGAUUUCACUAAUAACCAGUAGUAGAAUUAAAUUCAAAAUGAUUUCUGCUAUCAAAAUUAAUAAUAUAUUUAUCAUCCCCAGCAAUAACAAUAACAAUAACAAUAAUAAUAAUAAUAAUAAUUUAACCAACAAUAGUACUAAGUAUACAACAUUCCUACUAUUCACCUUUGA
Tetrahymena thermophila SB210 is the source of this 1413-nucleotide messenger RNA. RefSeq lists its product as hypothetical. Lineage: Eukaryota; Ciliophora; Oligohymenophorea; Hymenostomatida; Tetrahymenidae. The record is from RefSeq and is a predicted model, not a curated record. The transcript has a single exon.